GUGGUGGCUUUGGCCUUGAUCUCGGUGCUCUUCCUCCUCGCAGUGAUUCUGGCUGUUGCCCUGCGCCUGGGACGCUCCUCCCGCCCCGCUGCCUGGGGCUGCUUUCAGCCUGGUCUCUGUUAUAAGACUGGACCAGGGGUUUCUCCCAACUACAACCGGGGAACUUUGCCUUAUUCCUACAAUAUGUACGUUGCCUCUGAUUCUCAGAAAGCAAGGCUUAAUUUUCUCACUAGGACGUCAGAAAUGGGCCUCCAACAAGAACUCUCUAAUGAAGCUUCUUUGGUAAUAAGUUUCACUGAGGAGAAUAACAAAUUAAAUUCUCACACUGAUGAUUCUGCUCACGAAACGCCUAGGAAGAUGUCCCAUAAUAGGUGUUUUUUGGGGGUGGUGAUAUCAAAUUAGGUGCACUAAAAUUAUACGGUUAAAAUUACUUUGGAAACUUCACAUUCAUUUAAAAGCUCAUUGGCAAAACAAUACUGCUACAGAAAAUCUCAAGAAAGCGGCUCUGUAUGAAAAAUUUUUGAAAAAUACAAAGAAGUUGACUGAAAUUUCUAUUAAAAGGAACGCUGUAGUUUUUUAGUUGGCUCUACUUUCAUCCCUAUUUGAAGAACAGUAGGUGGAGCUAUUUAAGGUACAAAAACCAAAAAUCCUUCCUGGAGUUCAAGAUUGUGCAGUAAUUGGUUAGGACUCUGAGCGCCGCUGUUCACCAAUCAGGGAGAGAAAAACAGAGAUCCUGCUCGCCUCCUGCUUGCCCUGCAGGCGCCUGAAGCACAAAGCCCAGAUAGAAACUAACCAUCUCCAGAAAUGUGAAGAAACUGCUGGAUUCUGAAGACGGGGAAAACUGGUCCUGACUUUGGUGGUCUAGGGAAGAAUUGGAAGUAAUAUCCUCCAGGAAAGUGACGAUGAUUCCUGAGCGACUGCAUCAGGACUGCAAAGGGCUUGUCCUGCUGGGAGUUCUCCUGGGGAUUCUGUGGGAAACCGGAUGCGCCCAAAUUCACUAUUCGGUUCCUGAGGAGCUGGAGAAAGGCUCUAGGGUGGGAAACAUCGCCAAGGACCUGGGGUUGGAGCCCCAGGAACUAGAAGAGCGCGGAGUCCGUAUAGUCUCCAGAGGUAGGACUCAACUUUUCGCUCUGAACCUUCGAAGCGGCAGCCUAAUCUCCGCAGGCAGGAUAGACCGGGAAGAGCUCUGUAUGGGCGUCUUAAAGUGUCAAUUAAAUCUGGAGAUUCUGUUGGAGGAUAAAGUAAAAAUAUAUGGGGUAGUGGUAGAAGUGAUAGACAUUAACGAUAAUGCCCCUUAUUUCCGGGAAGAUGAAUUGGAAAUAAAAGUGAGUGAAAACGCAGCCACUGGGUUGCGGUUUCCUCUUCCCCAUGCUUGGGAUCUGGAUAUCGGGAAGAACUCUCUCCAGAGCUAUGGACUCAGUAGUAAUACUCAUUUCUCCCUGGACGUGCAAAGCAGAGCGGAUGGUAACAAGUACCCAGAAUUGGUUUUGGAGCGCGCCUUGGACCGGGAGCAGAAGGCUGUUCAUCACCUUGUUCUCACCGCCUCCGAUGGGGGUGACCCAGUCCGCACAGGCACCGCGCGCAUCCAUGUGAUGGUAGUUGAUGUGAAUGACAAUGCACCAGUAUUUGCUCAGUCUGAGUACCGCAUAAGCGUUCCAGAGAAUGUGUCCAUAGGCACUAAGCUGCUUCUGGUAAGUGCCACCGACCCUGAUGAAGGAGCCAAUGCGGAAGUGAUAUAUUCCUUCCGUUAUGUGGACAACAAGGCAGCCCAAGUUUUCAAACUAGAUGCUAACCUAGGGACAAUUUCAACAAUAGGGGAGCUGAACCACGAGGAAUCGGAAUCCUACGAGAUGGAAGUGCAAGCAGUUGAUAACGCAGGGUAUUCUGCACAAGCCAAAGUCUUGAUCACAGUAUUGGAUGUGAAUGAUAACGCCCCUGAAGUAGUUGUCACCUCUCUCUCCAGCUCCAUUCUGGAAAACUCUCCCAGAGGGACAUUAAUUGCCCUUUUAAAUGUAAAUGAUCAAGACUCUGGGGAAAAUGGACAAGUGAUCUGUUUCAUCCGAGGGAACCUGCCAUUUACAUUAGAAAAGUCUUAUGGAAAUUACUAUAGUUUAGUGACAGACACACUCCUAGACCGGGAACAGGUUCCUAGCUACAACAUCACAGUGACCGCCAGUGACAGAGGAAGUCCGCCCCUGUCCACGGAAACUCAUAUCUCACUGAAAGUAGCAGACACCAACGACAACCCGCCCGCCUUCUCCGAUGCUUUCUACUCUGCCUAUAUCGUGGAGAACAACCCUAGAGGAGCCCCCGUAAUGUCCGUGACCGCCUAUGACCCCGACUAUGGAGUGAACGCCCAGGUCACUUACUCACUGGCCGAGGACAGCCUUCCCGGGCCGCCGAUAUCCUCCUACAUCUCCAUCAACUCCAACACUGGUGUUCUGUAUGCGCUGCGUUCCUUCGACUAUGAGCAGUUCCAAGACUUGCAUCUGCAAGUGAUAGCACAGGACAGCGGUGACCCUCCACUCAGCAGCAACGUGUCUCUGAACCUGUUCGUGGUGGACCAAAAUGACAACGCACCAGAGAUCCUGUAUCCCACCAUCCCCACCGAUGGUUCCACUGGUGUGGAACUGGCGCCCCGCUCCGCAGAGCCCGGCUACCUG
Molecule: messenger RNA, 2663 nt
Organism: Callorhinus ursinus (northern fur seal)
Lineage: Eukaryota; Metazoa; Chordata; Mammalia; Carnivora; Otariidae
Product: protocadherin gamma-A12-like
Biological process (GO): homophilic cell-cell adhesion
Cellular component (GO): plasma membrane
Molecular function (GO): calcium ion binding
Source: RefSeq, a predicted model, not a curated record